Molecule: messenger RNA, 1845 nt
Organism: Gadus chalcogrammus (walleye pollock)
Lineage: Eukaryota; Metazoa; Chordata; Actinopteri; Gadiformes; Gadidae
Gene: tmlhe
Product: trimethyllysine hydroxylase, epsilon
Exons: 7
Coding region: 555-1790 (411 amino acids)
Biological process (GO): carnitine biosynthetic process
Cellular component (GO): mitochondrion
Molecular function (GO): trimethyllysine dioxygenase activity; iron ion binding
Source: RefSeq, a predicted model, not a curated record
CGGACGCUCUCCGUCUCCACACCGGGAGUGGGCUACAGGCCUUCAGAGCGUCCAGAGUCAGAGGAGUACUAGAGGAAAUCCUGCUGGCUCCUGCCCUCUCAUGCUGCCAUUGACAAGAUAAACAGAGAAGGCUUUAACCGCCUCCCAGACUAUAGACUUCUGCACAACGUGACCCUCCCUAUCGUAAGAGAUAUUUUCUACAGCGGGACACACCGACAACUUGUUUGCUGAUCAAAGUUAUCAAUAUGGACGUGCAAAAGAACACAGAGAGAGAGCACCUCGAUAGUUCUGUCUGAGAGGGAAGUAGCCUAUGUCCCACGUGUGAGACCAGCCCUCCCCCUUACAAAAAUAUAAUGGUAUCGGCGGGCAUGCAGCCAAGUGGAAUGCCGUUCGUUGACCUGCGGGUAUCUCUCACUUGCCGUUUAAACCCCUGUGCGUGUUUGGCCGUGAAGCUAAACAGUCGCGAAUAGGUGGUUCCUAUUAAGGUUGGCCUGAAACCGAAUUAAAACCACUCACACAACUUGUGACGCGUGUUCCUGAGUCCCCGCGGCACGAUGGCCGGGCUGCUCAGACAUCUGCGACAGAACAUCAGACUUGUGUCCUCUUUUGGAAAGUCUCAAACUAAAGGCGCAUAUUCUCAGAAAAGACAUCUCGCCUCUACCACGACGACCCUUUACGAUUGGCGCGCCGCGGAUGAGUAUGUUGAGAUCAGCCAUGGAGAUGCGGUGAUGCAGUUUGACUAUGUCUGGCUGCGGGAUACAUGUCGCUCUGCCGCCUCUUACAACCCCAAGACCAGCCAGAGAAUCCUCGACACAGCAAGUAUUGAUUUGAACAUCCGUCCUGCACAAACCAAGGUAACGGACGGGCACCUCUCACUCACAUGGCCAGACGGUCACGUGACCUCCUACAGUCUGAGCUGGUUGGCCGAGCACAGCCACCAGGUCAAAACGCGGACGGUGCUGCAGAACCGCGUGUUGUGGAACCGCGACACCUAUGACGCGGCGCAGGUGCCGUCCGCGCGCUGGGAAGAGUUCAUGAGCAGCGAGGCGGAACUCAGGAGCUUCGUGCAGAACUUUCUCCUCUACGGGAUCGCCUUCGUGGACGGCGUGCCGGCCAGCGUGGAGGCCACGGAGGCGGUGUCUGAGAGAGUCAGCAUCAUCAGGGAGACCCUGUACGGGAGGAUGUGGAGCUUCACCUCUGACCUGUCCCGGGGAGACACCGCCUACACCACCCAGGCGCUGGACAGACACACGGACACCACCUACCUCCACGAGCCCUGUGGGGUGCAGGUGUUCCACUGCCUGCAGCAUGACGGGACGGGGGGCCGCACGCUGCUGGUGGACGGGUUCCACGCGGCCCACAAGGUUCUGGAGGAGUCCCCGGAGAGCUUCCAGGUGCUCUGCCGCGUGCCCAUCAGGCACGAGAACAUCGAGGCCGAGGGGGGCCACCGGAACCACCUGGUGGGCACGGGGCCGGUGCUCAGCGCGCACCCCUGGAACCGGGAGCUCUACAUGAUCAGGUACAACAACUACGACCGCGCGCCGAUCGACACGGCGCCCCCGGAGGAGGUCCGGCGCUGGUACGCGGCUCACCGCCUGCUGACCGCCCGGCUGCGGGACCCCGGGAGCGAGCUCUGGGUCAAGCUGACGCCCGGGAGGGUGGUGUUCAUCGAUAACUGGCGCGUUCUGCACGGCAGGGAUUCCUUCACGGGCCUCCGGCGGGUGUGUGGCUGCUACCUGCCCCGCGACGACCUGCUCAGCACGGCCCGCGCCCUGGGCCUGCUCGCCUGACUGGGGGCCCUCCCCUGCACCCCCCGCUGCACCCACAACCACACCAUACACCACC